GCGGAGCGGGCGAGAGGCGACGGCGGGCGCGUUGGCGCUCGUCGUCGCGAGCGCGGUGUGUGGGAUGCUCGGAUGGAAGAUUGGAUCGAAAGUGUACGAUGCGCUGGAGGCUCGAGCGGGGCCGCUGGGGAUGGGGGUGGGGGUGGGGGGCGCGGGACGCGCGCUCGCGCGGAGGGUGACGGCGGAGAAGACGGAACUGAGUCUGGAACGGUAUCCGAACGCGAGGUGUUUGGACGGCACCCCGGGGGUGUUUUACGUCAAUUUAGCGCCCGAACGGAUGAAGGGGAGCGUGAACGAAGGGGAGACGCGCGGUGGGGGUGAUGGAGAGAUGGACGCCGCGGACGGAUACUCGACGUCCCGAACGUGGGUGGUGAUGUUGCAGGGCGGGGGUGAGUGCGUGGACGCGGUGGAUUGCUCCGAUCGCGCCGGUACCGCUCGGGGAUCGAGCGAACUCGUGGCCGAUGAGAUGGUGUACGAUAAAGGAAUUCAGGCUGUGACGAGAGACGAGGAGGGAAUGGAGUUACCUUUUGUUCGAGCGAACAUGGCGACGGUGGCGUACUGCUCGGGAGACGCGUACAUGGGACGCGCAACCGAGGCGGACGAGGGUGGAUUCUGGCACUCCGGCGCGCACAUCGUUGAGGCCGUCUUGAGCGAGCUCGUUCGGUCGUACGGAAUGGGAGACGCCGACGUCAUAGUGUUGGCCGGGCGAAGCGCCGGGGGCAUUGGGUUGAUUGCGCAGGUGGACAAGUGGGCGAGUCUGAUUCGUGAGAAGUUCGAAACAAAGGCGCGAAGUACGGUGAAAAUUAUGGGAGCACCCUUCGCUGGGUUCCACUUCUUUCACAACGGCACCGAGAUCGCGGCGGACGAAAAGUACAUCCCGUGGGAUAGCGCCUCGUUUAAGCGGUACAUUGACUUUUGGCGAGCGGACGAGUCGCUCCCUCGGGCGUGCGUCCAGAGGCAUGGGAACGAACCGUGGUCGUGCGCGGUGGCUGAAAACUCAUUUGCCACCAUUCGAACACCCUUAUUCUUCUCUCAGGCCCUCACAGACUCGGUUGUCAUGCACUUGCACGACAACUUUAGCGGCGAUUUCUCGAGCUCAACGGCGGUGCAGUUCGCGCUCGAUUGGGGACAGAGAAUGAGAGAGCAUCUCGCUCCCGUGAUGAAUCACAACACCGCGGGGCUUUUUGCCGCAUCGUGCUACAUGCACACCGACUUCGACAAUAUCGUCGUCGGCGGAAUGUCCCAUCACAAGGCGCUCGCCGAGUGGGUGUUCAAGAAUAAGCGCAUCAAGCUCGUCGACAACUGCGUCGGCUUGAUGUGCAACCCGACGUGCAAGAAUCGAGGCGCGAACGCGAUCGACCUCGACGAAGUCAACGCGAAGCGAAACGAAGCCGCCCGAGAGGGUCUCAUCGAGGCUUUAAAGGCGGAGCAUCUAGAGCCCGAGACGAAUGCGAGCGCGCCCGUCGGCCGAGCCGCCGCCGCGCGCGCGUCGCCCCAGCCGUCGCGCCCGCGCCCACGCCGCGCCGCUGGCGGAUGA
Messenger RNA from Ostreococcus tauri, 1537 nucleotides. Its product is annotated as Pectinacetylesterase. The transcript has a single exon. The annotation marks the transcript as partial. NCBI's taxonomy places the organism in Eukaryota, Viridiplantae, Chlorophyta, Mamiellophyceae, Mamiellales, Bathycoccaceae. Gene Ontology annotation, molecular function: hydrolase activity. The record is from RefSeq and is a predicted model, not a curated record.